ACGGGACUAAUUGGCUGCCUUCAUAGUUUCUCGAUAGAUAAAACUGUAAAUUUACCCAAUAUCUUAGAGAAAUCAUCUUCAUCUUCAUCUAAUUCAAUAAUACGAACUGUUAACAUAAUCGAUUGCCUUGAAAUGCCUUGUUCAGGAUCAACCAUCCAAAGAUACACCAAAGAUACAACCUCACCACCCACAACAACAACAACAACUUAUCCAUCAUCCUCAUCCUCAUCCUCAUUAGCUAAUCAUUAUCCCUGUCAUAAUGGUGGUACCUGUUUACCUUUAAUAUCACCAAUCGAUGGCUCUCUGUCAAGCUCAUGUAAAUGUAAACCUGGUUACACAGGGAAUCAUUGUCAAUUGGUGAGUGGUGAAAAUUUUUGCUCAAAAGAAAACAAUCCUUGUAUCAAGGAUACAAUUUGUGCCUCGUUACCUGAGAAUCAGGGUUACUCAUGUUUCUGUACCUCUGAUGAUAAUAGUCUCAACCUUUGUCUCAAUGCUCAACGAAAAACUGAAAAUGCAUUUAUACCUGAUUUUAGUUCAACCUCUUACUUGACCUUACCCACACUGACCAAUAUCGCUCAAACUUUUAUCAUUGAAAUUUGGUUCUACUCCAGAGAUCCUGAUGGACUAUUGUUUUACAAUGGACAACAAUCAAUCAAUUCUAGAGGUGAUUUCAUCUCAUUGAAUUUAGUUAAUCGUUUUGUUCAAUUUUCCUACAAUUUAGGUUCAAUUAAUCCUCAUGAAAGUGGAUUGGUAACAUUGAAAAGUGAUGAUAAAAUAUCAAUUGGUAAAUGGCAUUCAAUUAGGAUAACUCGAAAUCGUAAACAAGGAAGUCUUCAAUUGGAUUCACUUGCAAUGGUCUAUGGAGAGGCGAAGACUAAUUUAAGUGAGCUUAACUUGGAUCAACCAUUUUAUAUUGGAUCGAUUCCUCCAAUCAAUUCAUUAACUACUCACCGAGAAUUAAAUUUAACCAAAGGAUUUAACGGAGCAAUUCAGAGGAUUGUGGUCAAUGGUGAUGUUUGGGAUGAUUUGCUUGACCGAUCAAUUGAGAUUUACAAUAUUGCCAAAUACUCUGGACCACCAUGUGAAUCACCUAAUCCUUGUUCAUCAUCUUCAUCUUCAUCAUCAUCAAAUUCAAUUUGUGUCCCACAAUUUAAUGAUUAUUUCUGUAAAUGUAAUCACUUUGGCGAUUAUAAUGAAAACUCAUGUGAUUCCAAUGAAAAAUGACAGAAAACAAAGAAAAAUUUUAUCACGAAUAAAAUUAAAAUACUAAUAAAAUAUUUACUUGUCCAACAAUUAAUUUAAUUAAUUUCUUUCUUGAUUAAAGAAAAAUGAUCAAGAAAAAGUUU
Messenger RNA from Panonychus citri (citrus red mite), 1346 nucleotides. Its product is annotated as agrin-like. Lineage: Eukaryota; Metazoa; Arthropoda; Arachnida; Trombidiformes; Tetranychidae. The transcript is spliced from 5 exons. The coding region runs from base 133 to 1224 and encodes 363 amino acids. The record is from RefSeq and is a predicted model, not a curated record.